AUGGUAGAUGUAGUCUCAUCAUCGCAUAUACCAUCAGAAUCACAGUGCCAUUCAGAAGCAGUCUUCCAUCCUGGAGUAGUGGUAAUAACAAUUUCUGAGCAAAUACCAUUUUCAUCACAAAUGGUCGUCGUGAAGAUAACUACUGCACUGGUAGUGUCAAUGGUUGAAAAUAUCAGUGAUGUGGUAGUUGCACUUGCUGAAGUGAAGUCCGAAAUAGUAGUGGAUUCGUCUUCAAAUGAUUCACUUGAAACUGGGAAAGUAGUAUUGGAUGAAGUUUCGGUUUCGGUUUCGAUUUCAGAAGUAGCGGAAGUGGUUGAUUCAUUGGAUGUGACAGCCGACGUUAUAUAUUCGCUGGACUCUAAGGUACUAAUUGUAUCUGUCACUUCGCUUGAUUCAGAAGACACCUGA
This is a messenger RNA of Candida tropicalis MYA-3404, 408 nucleotides long. RefSeq lists its product as uncharacterized. Lineage: Eukaryota; Fungi; Ascomycota; Pichiomycetes; Serinales; Debaryomycetaceae. Bases 1 to 408 code for a protein of 135 amino acids. The transcript has a single exon. The record is from RefSeq and is a predicted model, not a curated record.